AAACAGGAACAGUUCUAUAGUUUAGUCUGUCUUCACUUCUAUCACCACCACCACCACCACCACGACCACUACCACCACCACCACCACCACCUCCACCACUUCAUCAACAACACCAAGAACAACAUGAAUAACUGCAACACCUAAAAACAACAAUAUAAAAAAUUCAUCAAAAGCAGGAACACUGAUACCACCUCCGCCGCCGCCGCCGCCGCCGCCGUCACAACAACAACAACAACAUUGACAAGUUGUAACAAAACCGUGAAUCUAACGUUGAGUGAUGAAUUUAAAGCAACAACGAUUGUCCCAAUAAUAUCGAUAACAGCAACAACAACAACAAACACGCCAACAACAAAAGAUUUUAAACAGCUACCACUGGAGCCAUCAUCAUCGUCAUCAUCACCAUCAUUGUCAUCGCCAUCGUCAUCAUCAUCAUCAAUAAUUAACAUUCAACUAGAACUCAAUACUUCUUACGAUUAUUAUUAUUAUUAUUGAAGAAAAAGAAGAAAAAGGAGAACAACAACAGCAUGAAGCGUUUACUAUUUGCCUUGGUCUCACUAACCAUUCUCAAUUCUACCCAAAGUAAUAAAAUAGACUUCUAUCCAGCAAUGAGAGAUGAAAUGGCUAAUCUUUACAAGAAAACCCACCCUUGGUCAUACAUCCCGUGGAACAUCAUCGAUUUACCUUUUCUCUACAAGGAACCGCCGCAGAAAACGUUACCUGAUUUUUCAAAUGAUGAAAUAUAUUUCGAUGUUGGUCUCGGCAAAAGAGGUUUACCUUUCUCUCUUGACAUUGCAAAGAGACGUGAAAAACCGCUUUUGACUAAAGGAUUGCUUAUAAAGAAACUAGAAUUGCUUGCACAAAGAGCUCACCACCUCGAACUUCCUGAAGAUAAUGAUAAGAGAAGACAAAGUCUUGCACAUUCAUAGGAAAAUAUUUCGAAAGGAAAAUAGAAAAAAAAAAAAACUUUGAUAUUUAACAAAAAAAAAAAAGAUAACGAUUUAAAUGUAUUGCUAGUAACGUGUGAAAAAUAAGUUAAUAUGUUUUUGGGAAGUUGAACUAUAAAUUAAGUUUUGUAAAUAAAUGAUAAACUAACUAAACAACCAUUAUCGCACUUUAUUGAAAUGAGAGACGGAAACAGGGUUGCUGUUGUUGUUGUAGUUGUUAUUUUUGUUAUAUAAAUUGGUGGUGAUGAUAUUGUUGUUGUUUCUC
This is a messenger RNA of Octopus bimaculoides (California two-spot octopus), 1209 nucleotides long. RefSeq lists its product as uncharacterized. Lineage: Eukaryota; Metazoa; Mollusca; Cephalopoda; Octopoda; Octopodidae. The record is from RefSeq and is a predicted model, not a curated record.